AUGGCUUCAAAACCAGGGAUUUUUACAGAAUGGCCAUGGACAUGGCUUGGAAACUACAAGUAUGUGGUGUUGGCACCAUGGGCAGUUCACGCCACAUACGCAUACAUGGUGAAAGAUGGUGCAGAGAGGGAUCUUUCGCACGCGAUAAUAUUCCCCUUCUUGCUAACUAGAAUGCUUCACAACCAAAUAUGGAUAUCUUACUCUCGCUAUCGGACCGCCAAGGGAGCUAAUAGGAUUGUCGAUAAGAACAUCGAGUUCGAACAGGUCGACCGGGAAAGAAAUUGGGAUGAUCAGAUAAUACUGAAUGGAUUGAUGUUCUAUGUGGGGUACUUGUAUGUGGAGAGGGGCCAUCAUCUUCCGUGGUGGAGAACCGAUGGGGUCGUGUGGACUGUGCUGCUGCACGCGGGCCCUGUUGAGUUUCUCUACUACUGGCUGCACCGGGCGUUGCACCACCACUACCUCUACUCUCGCUAUCAUUCUCAUCACCACUCAUCCAUCGUAACCGAGCCCAUUACAUCCGUCGUUCAUCCGUUUGGGGAGCACGUUGCCUACUUCAUACUAUUCGCCAUCCCGUUGCUGACGACUGUGCUGACUGGGAUGGCCUCGUUGGCCUCGUUCGCCGGCUACAUUACGUACAUAGACUUCAUGAACAACAUGGGUCAUUGCAACUUCGAGCACAUUCCUAAGUGGGUCUUCUCCGUUUUUCCUCCCCUCAAGUACCUCUUGUACACCCCUUCGUACCAUUCCCUGCAUCACACUCAAUUCAGGACCAACUACUCGCUUUUCAUGCCGAUGUACGAUUACAUAUACGGCACCAUGGACAGAUCAUCCGAUGCGUUAUACGAGAAUUCGCUUGUUAGGACAGAGGAAUCGCCAGAUGUCGUGCACCUGACUCACCUGACGACCCCCGAAUCCAUAUACCACUUGCGUUUGGGGUUCGCUUACUUAGCUUCCGAGCCUCACAACUCCAAGUGGUACCUGCGGCUGAUGUGGCCCGUCACAAUCUGGUCGAUGCUGAUCAAUUGGAUGUACGGUCGAACUUUCAUUGUCGAGAGGAACACGUUCAAGCACCUCAAGCUGCAAACUUGGGCCGUCCCCAAAUACACCAUUCAAUAUUACAUGCAAUGGCAGAGAGAGUCGAUCAACGGGAUGAUUGAAGAUGCGAUUCUAGAAGCCGACAGAAAAGGCACUAAGGUGUUGACACUAGGCCUAUUGAAUCAGGAUGAGGGGCUUAACAAGAGUGGGGAACUUUUCUUAACAAGACAACCUCAGUUGAAAGUGAAGGUUGUGGACGGGAGCAGCCUAGCAGUUGCUAUCGUGCUCAACACCAUCCCGAAAGGAACAACUCGGGUCCUCUUUGCGGGCAAUCUCUCUAAGGUUGCGUACUCGAUUGCCCUGGCCUUGUGCCAUGGUGGCAUCCAGGUAUGCACGAUGCACGAGGAAGAGUACAAGAAGUUGAAAACAAAGCUUACAAGUGAGGCUGUGCAUAAUCUGAUGCUCUCUCCAGUCAAUCUUCCAAAGACAUGGCUAGUGGGUGACGGGCUUCGAGAGACCGACCAACUGAAGGCAUCGAAAGGAACAACAUUCAUACCCUUCUCUCAGUUCCCGCCCAAGAAAGCCCGGAAGGACUGUUUGUACAGCUGCACGCCAGCAAUGCAAGUCCCGAAGCAUCUCGAGAAUGUCGAUUCUUGUGAGAACUGGCUGCCGAGAAGGGUGAUGAGUGCAAGGAGGAUAGCGGGUAUAGUACAUGCGGCUGAAGAAUGGAACGUGCACGAGUGUGGGGACAUGAUGUUCGAUAUUCAGAAAGUGUGGCAAGCAGCUCUUGACCAGGGCUUUCAUGGAACCCGACUCAUCAUCGUCAACAACUGCGCCGACCCCAUCUGGCCGGCCCUCCUCGGCACGGCCGGCCACCCGACCCCAGCCGCUGGCGGCUUCUCGCUCGGCAGCGGCCAGCAGGCGGCCAUCGAGACCCCCGACCUCUGGUCCGGCCGCAUGUGGGCCCGCACGGGCUGCAACUUCAACGACUCGGGUCACAGACCAUGCGAGACGGGCGACUGCAGGGGACAGCUGGCAUGCUCGGGAGCUAGCGGCCGGCCACCGGCAACAAUGGUGGAGAUGACACUGGGAACGGCGGCAGAUCCAGAAACACACUACUACGACGUGAGCUUGGUGGACGGGUUCAACUUGCCGGCGUCGAUGGUGCCGGCGGCUGGUGGUGGGGCAGCCGCUUGCGGGGUGGCGGCCUGCGAGACGGACGUGAACACGUACUGCCCGGACAGCCUGGCGGAGAGAGGGCCCGGCGGGAGGGUGGUAGGGUGCAAGAGUGCGUGUGUCGCGACAGGGGCUGACAAGUACUGCUGCACGGGGGAAUACGGGAGUGCUCGAGCGUGCAAGCCCACGUCGUUCGCCAACCUGUUCAAAGCGUUGUGCCCGAGGGCAUACAGCUAUGCGUAUGACGAGGCGGGUGGGCUCAAGACGUGCAGUCGGGCUAAGAGGUAUGUCGUCACGUUUUGCCCGCCUAACUGA
Striga hermonthica is the source of this 2526-nucleotide messenger RNA. Lineage: Eukaryota; Viridiplantae; Streptophyta; Magnoliopsida; Lamiales; Orobanchaceae. The record is from the annotation of a GenBank genome assembly.